Acomys russatus (golden spiny mouse) is the source of this 1863-nucleotide messenger RNA. It is a transcript of the gene Wrap53, whose product is annotated as WD repeat containing antisense to TP53. NCBI's taxonomy places the organism in Eukaryota, Metazoa, Chordata, Mammalia, Rodentia, Muridae. Gene Ontology annotation, molecular function: protein binding; RNA binding. The record is from RefSeq and is a predicted model, not a curated record. Gene Ontology annotation, biological process: Cajal body organization. The coding region runs from base 208 to 1815 and encodes 535 amino acids. The transcript has 10 exons. Gene Ontology annotation, cellular component: Cajal body.
GCGCAGCGACCCGGGGCGCUUUGCUUUCCGCGCUGGGUUUCCCGGCGUCUGCCGUCGGUUUCCGGCUUCGGCUUGUUCUUCCCGGAAGAGGGAAGCAGGCUCGGGUCUGUGCGGCGCUGCGCCCGGAUCCCUGGGAACUGUAGGCAGUCCGGCCUCGGCAGCUGAGGCUUGUCCGCGCUCUGCCCUCCCGCGGGCGGGCUCUACAGGAUGAAGACGUCGGAGGAGCGACUCUUAGCUGCGGACAGCCUCCCUUCUGACCAGGCCCCAGCUCCAGGGCCCCAAGGUUCCCCUGGGCAUAAAGAUGCAGACUCCGAGCUGGUGCCGCCGCCAUGCGGUGGAGGUGACCAACCCCAGGUAGCCACAGGUUGCGUGGCUGGCUCGGCUGUGUCCCAGGAGUUGCAGCAAGGGGACCCGGCUCCUCGGGAGGCGCAGUUUCCUGCUCCCAGUGAGUUGAGCCCUCGAACCGAGGGACAAGAAGGUUCUGAAAGUGCGAGCCUUCCCCCGGUAGAUGCAACGGAUCGGCCCGCGUCGGAGUCGGCAGAGGCCGUGGAAGGUGUGUCCGAGGAACCCGCUGCAGCGGAUGAGGGGGACAUCUUUUGGAACUACUGCUUCUCGCAGGUACCCCGCUACCUCAGCGGUUCCUGGUCGGAGUUCGGCAGCCACCCGGAGAACUUCCUGAAAGGUUGUAAGUGGGCCCCUGACGGUUCCUGCAUCUUGACCAGUAGCGCUGAUAACGUCCUAAGGAUUUACAACCUGCCCCCAGAACUGUACGGUGAAGGAGAACAGGAGGAAUAUGCAGAAAUGGUUCCUGUCCUUCGAAUGGUGGAGGGCGACACCAUCUACGAUUACUGCUGGUAUUCUCUGAUGUCCUCCUCCCAGCCAGACACCUCCUACGUGGCCAGCAGCAGCCGGGAGAAUCCAGUUCACAUCUGGGAUGCAUUCACUGGAGAGCUCCGAGCUUCCUUUCGCGCUUACAACCACCUGGACGAGCUGACAGCGGCACACUCACUCUGCUUCUCCCCGGAUGGUUCCCAGCUCUUUUGUGGCUUCAACCGGACUGUGCGCAUCUUUUCCACAUCCAGGCCUGGCAGAGACUGUGAGGUGCGACCCACAUUUGCUAAGAAGAAAGGCCAGAGCGGCAUCAUAUCCUGUAUAGCCUUUAGUCCGUCCCAGCCGCUCUACGCCUGUGGCUCCUAUGGCCGUACCCUAGGCCUGUAUGCCUGGGAUGACGGUUCACCUCUUGCCCUGCUGGGAGGCCACCAAGGGGGUAUCACCCACCUUUGCUUUCACCCCGAUGGCAACCUCUUCUUCUCAGGAGCCCGAAAGGAUGCUGAACUUCUGUGCUGGGACCUCCGGCAGCCUGGCCACCUCCUGUGGUCUCUGAGUCGGGAAGUGACCACCAAUCAGCGCAUCUACUUUGAUCUGGACCCGAGCGGGCAGUUCCUAGUGAGUGGCAACACCAGUGGAGCUGUCUCUGUGUGGGACGUCAGCGGAGCUUUCAGUAGCGGCAAGCAGCUGGACCCUGUGAUGGCCUUUCUGCCCCAGAAGGACUGCACCAACGGAGUGAGCCUUCACCCCAGCCUGCCUCUGCUGGCUACUGCCUCUGGCCAGCGCAUGUUUCCAGAGCCCACCGACAGUGGGGACGAAGGCGAGCGGGAGCCGGGCCUUCCCCUGCUGUCCCUGGGCCACGCCCAUCCUGAAUGGCGGCUUCAGCUCUGGUGGUGUGGAGGGGGACCAGACCCCAGCAGCCCUGGUGACCAUCAGGAUGAGAAGGGACAAGGAAGGACCGAGGGAUGUGGGGAUGAGUUAAUAUAAAGAUUCUGUAUCAUACUGGAGUCAUUGUGUCUGUUUGGGGGUGGCACG